Psilocybe cubensis is the source of this 1005-nucleotide messenger RNA. RefSeq lists its product as uncharacterized. Gene Ontology annotation, molecular function: iron ion binding; C-4 methylsterol oxidase activity. The transcript has 5 exons. Gene Ontology annotation, biological process: ergosterol biosynthetic process. Lineage: Eukaryota; Fungi; Basidiomycota; Agaricomycetes; Agaricales; Agrocybaceae. The coding region runs from base 1 to 1005 and encodes 334 amino acids. The record is from RefSeq and is a predicted model, not a curated record.
AUGGCUUUGAACAGCACCGUCACGAACGCGCUCACGGACCUCUACGCUGGCACCGACUUUUCAUCAUUGUCCUACCUCGAACAGAAGUGGGUGUGGUGGUAUGUUACGAUAGGCAACCCUGUUGUUGCCACUGGCUUGAUGAGCUUUUUGCUCCAUGAAAUCGUCUACUUUGGACGAAGCAUACCUUGGAUCAUUAUUGACGCUAUGCCCUACUUCCGACAGUGGAAGUUGCAACCUACCAAAGUCCCAACGCCAGCAGAGCAAUGGGAAUGCACGAAACAGGUUCUUUUCUCACAUUUUACGAUUGAAUUGCCAUUGAUUUGGCUGUUCCACCCAACGGCAGAGGCACUUGGCAUGCAGACAUACCACGUCCCCUUCCCUACACUGAAGACCAUGGCGCCUCAAGUCUUCCUAUUCUUCUUCUUCGAGGAUUUCUUCCACUUCGUUGCUCACCAAGCACUGCACACCGGUGUUCUGUACAAACAUAUUCACAAAAUUCACCACAAAUACUCAGCACCAUUUGGUCUUGCCGCCGAGUACGCGCACCCCGCUGAAGUCUUCAUCUUGGGUACUGGCACUAUUCUUGGCCCCCUCAUGUAUUGCUACUUCACCGCAAACCUCCACAUCAUCACUGUAUACCUCUGGAUCGUGCUACGUCUCUUCCAGGCCAUUGAUGCUCACAGUGGAUACGACUUCCCAUGGUCAUUGCACAAUAUUAUUCCCUUCUGGUCAGGUGCCGAGCACCACGACUUCCACCAUAUGGCGUUCACGAAUAACUUCUCGACGUCGUUCCGGUGGUGGGACAGGAUCUUCGGCACUGACGACAAGUACAGGCAGUACCGUGCGCGCGUCAAGGCUCAGAAGAAGGCCAAUAAGAACGCGAGCAAGGAGCAGCUGCUUGCUAUGGAGCAGAAACUGAUGGCGGAGGUUGAGGCCGAGGGUAUCAUUGCGGAGAGAGAGGCAGAAGCGAGGGGUAUCCUUGGAGGCAAGGCCAAGACGCAGUGA